Molecule: messenger RNA, 813 nt
Organism: Aspergillus ochraceoroseus IBT 24754
Lineage: Eukaryota; Fungi; Ascomycota; Eurotiomycetes; Eurotiales; Aspergillaceae
Product: putative vacuolar transporter chaperon Vtc1
Exons: 2
Coding region: 34-402 (122 amino acids)
Cellular component (GO): fungal-type vacuole membrane; vacuolar transporter chaperone complex
Source: RefSeq, a predicted model, not a curated record
CAGCCCUCGCUUUUGCACGCUCCGACCGCAAAAAUGUCUAGCCAGCCACUUCUCCAGACUGCCCCAGGCAAACGCAUCGCUCUUCCUACCCGCGUCGAACCCAAGGUUUUCUUCGCCAAUGAACGAACUUUUCUCUCCUGGCUCAACUUCACCGUCAUCCUCGGUGGGUUGGCUGUGGGUCUGUUGAACUUCGGUGAUCGCAUCGGACGCAUUUCCGCCGGCCUGUUCACUCUCAUUGCCAUGGCGGCUAUGAUAUACGCCCUGGUCACCUUCCACUGGCGAGCACAGAGCAUCCGGAAACGAGGCCAGAGUGGAAUUGACGAUCGGUUCGGGCCCACGAUCCUCGCUAUUUCGUUGCUGGCCGCUGUGGUGGUGAACUUUAUUCUUCGCAUGAAGGAGUAAGAUCAAUCAGAUGCAUGUGCUCCAACCUCCGUACUCGUAUGGCGGUUGUCUGCGCUUCUUGUCCUCGGCGAUUGAUCUGCCUGCCCCUUGUCUUCUACCCUAUAUAUAUACCGGUCGAGCUCGUCGAUGCGGUUGCCCAUAUGACACUUUCCACGUCUUCAAAUGUUGCCUGCUAGUGCGAAAAACUAGUUGUAGGAUAACGUCAUUGUCAUGGUUAUGACUUGCAUUUCCUUCCUGUCGCUGUCUUUGGUUCGUGGCGUUAUUGAUAUGUCGCUUGUUUAUGCCUUACAAACGAGGGACCACCUCGCAAUGCAUAACUAAUAAAUAUUAUACAAUUUACUUUCUCUCUCUUGUAUAUAUAUAUAUAUAUAUAUAUAUAUAUAUGAGAACAGGGUGAUUUGCUAUAUUGCC